This is a messenger RNA of Gavialis gangeticus (Gharial), 3283 nucleotides long. RefSeq names its product zinc finger protein 239-like. The record is from RefSeq and is a predicted model, not a curated record. The coding region runs from base 3 to 1154 and encodes 383 amino acids. Lineage: Eukaryota; Metazoa; Chordata; Crocodylia; Gavialidae. The transcript is spliced from 2 exons.
CCAUGGUGCCGGGUAGCUCGGCGCUGGGCCUGGCGGGCGGCGGCGGCCCCCCGAGCCCCGCGGCGCUGCUGAGCCGCCCGUUCAAGUGCGCCGAGUGUGGGCGCUCGUUCGCGCGGCUGCCGGAGCUGGAGCUGCACGAGAUGUCGCACGCGGCCGAGCGGCCGCACCGCUGCGCGCUCUGCGGCAAGGCCUUCGCGCAGGCCGCGGCGCUGGUGAAGCACCAGCGUGUGCACACCGGGGAGAAGCCCUACCCCUGCCCCGUGUGCGGCAAGACCUUCGCCCUGUCCUCGGGCCUGGUGCUGCACAAGCGCAUCCACACGGGCGAGCGCCCGCAUGCCUGCCCGCUGUGCGGCAAGACCUUCAUCUCCUCCUCGCACCUGGCCCUGCAUCUGCGCUCACACACGGGCGAGCGCAAGUACAAAUGCGGCGUGUGUGGGAAGCUCUUCCUGCAGUCCUCGCACCUGGUGCGGCACAAGGCCAUCCACACCGGGGAGAAGCCCUUCAAGUGCGAGGACUGCGGCAAGCACUUCGGCCGGGCCUCACACCUCAAGACCCACAAGCGCGUGCACACAGGUGAGCGGCCGUUCAAGUGCACGCAGUGCGAGAAGGCCUUCACACAGAAGGCGGGGCUCAUCCUGCACAUCCGCCUGCACACUGGGGAGCGGCCCUACCGCUGUGACAAGUGCGGCAAGAACUUCCGCUCCUCUGCGCACCUCGUGUCGCACCAGCUGCUUGAGUCGGGGGAGAGGAAUUUUAAGUGCGCCACCUGCGGGAAGGCCUUUAAGCAGGCAUCUUCCCUCAAGCAGCACCUGAAGACACACGAAGCGCGAGAGCCUCACCGCUGCUCUGUCUGUGGCCGGGCUUUCUCCAGGUCCUCCUACCUCCAGCUGCACAUGAAAACCCACAGUGGGGAGCGGCCCUACCACUGCUUGGUUUGCAAUCGAACUUAUGCCAAAAUGUCCACCUUUGAGAAACACUGUAAAAAGCACCAGCAGGAGGAAGAGAGGCCUGGUAUGAGGCCCCGAGCCAUGACUACCAGGGCCAAAGCACUGGCUGAAAAGAAGAGGCAGGAACAGAAACAGCAGCACCAAGAGGAUGGCCCCGAGCAACCUCAUCAGCCUGAUGCACAGCAGCAACAGGAGGAAGAGCAGUAAUGGUCACCAAAAUGGAAACUGCUUGCUCCUCUUCCCACCAAGGACAGGGAAGACAGACUAAUUUAAUUUUUAUCUGCUCAAAGUGCUGUGUCGCACCAGUGUUAUUCCAGAGAACGUUGCCAAGUGGAAAUCUACAGACUAAAGUUUCCUGCUCUGUCAGCUGUCUUCUCCCAGCGACCGGAAAUCCAGGCUGUUCAGGAUGCAGGAUCAACUCAGAAAUUGUAAAUUAGAAACAAGUUUCGAGAGUAUUUCAGAAUGGGAGAAUGAAAGUAUGCUCUCUAUGCCCUGGGUGUUACAGUAAUGUAAGUAAGGCGAGGCAAAUUCGAAAGAUUCUGAUAUAUCUGCCUUAGGGGAAAGCAGGGUCAGCAAAGGUAUUUUCAAAAAUACUGUCACUCCCUUACUUCUUAAAUGUGCUUUGCAGGCUGCAUAUGGAGAAGAAGCAGAAAAAAAUGUUGUACUUUAAUUUACGUCAGGGUAGGAAAUACCUUUUAAUAGUUUCAUAACUUGCAACUUAAAACUCCAAAUAUCUGUAAAUGUCAAGAUUCAAACCAUUGGUGCAAAGUUUUUUUGUUAAAUUUUCUCCUGAAACUUUGUUUUCCCCAUCGUAGCCACAAAAGGUCUUUAAGCAAAGUGCCAUGUUCUCUAGGAAAGAAUUUGCCUUCUUCCUGCCAUCUAUAAAUCUUUGAGUAUGGAGAAGAGAUUGGGUAAACCCUGAUGAGUAGUCCUCUUACACAUUUCUGGUAAGAAAAGAGUAACGGUAUGCUUUAUCAUAGAGCAAUUUUGCACCAGUAUAGGGUUCAGCUGUUCUAAAUGUCACAUGCUUGCGUAGUUUUUUUCCAUCACAAUACUGGUGGAGCUCACUUGAUAGGCACUGAAGAAAAUUACAGUUUGUAUAUUAAUUUUAAAGGAAAGUGGCAGAAUAAUAAAUUUAAAACUUUUGUUUUUCAUUUUAAAAUGUUAGGAAAAGACCUAGGGUUAAAGCAGUGCAUCCUUUGAAAUAGACUUUUAUUUUUUGAAAUUAAACUAAUAGCAUCCAUCCCCAGUAAGCUUGCUUAUUUUUAGACAGUACCAAAACAAAUCCAGGUGUUAAAUCUAUUAGUUUCAGUCCUGCUUAGGUCUUUAUGCUCCCUGUUUGAAGAAUUGAAUUGAAAGAAAUGACAAAUACCAGUUUAUCAGGACUAAAAGAAUAAGCAGGACUGAAACUCACGGAUUUAGUCCUGUCUAGGCUUGUUCUGUUGCUGUCAUCACACAGUUUUGUAGCUUUCCAAUGGCUUUCAGCCUCAGUACAUAUCUUGUAAAAAGUGAACUAAGCAAUUAACUUUAAAAAAAUGGCUGUUUGUUAGUGGCACUCCUAAAAGAUCCAGCUUUAAGAAGGCAGUGACAUGAAUAUACAGGUACCUUCCAUAGUUGACCAUCUUUUUGUCAGGGCUUCUCUAAUAAAACGGGAGAGUUUCUGUUCAUAAGUACAUUUGGUGUGUUAUUGAUGGCUGGGGGAAAAGUUAACAUAAGCAGCUACCUUUUAAUUGUAAAUCACAGCAGAAAGCAGUAGAAGCAUUUCAGAGUGCAGAACUCUAACUGAAUUGAAUAACAAAAUGAUAUCCGUGAACCAGUCUGUUUCUCUGUCAUUUUCUCUCAAUUUCUACAGUUUAUCUGAAGAGUCUUUUACAUACCCUAGGGGAUGCAUAUCAUCUUGUAAUUUUUUCCACUUAAAGAAUUCCUUUUUUUUUCACAUCACAAAUGAUUUAAUUGAUAAGUAAUUCUCUAGACUGAAUGUAAGACAUCAACACAUGCAAGUUUUUAAUCUUUUCUGCAGCGAGUUUGUACUACUUUGGUUGAUGCAGGCUUAAAAUUGGCAAACAAUCAUUUUUUACUUGUCUUGUGUGAAGAUAGUCAGGAGAUCUGUUUGCAUACUAUCCAGAUCUGAUAUCACAUAGCUUUACAAGAAUGGCACCAAUGUAGGAUGAAUGGAUUCAUAAACUAUUUAAAUAAGUGGCAAAUAUGUAAUAUUAUUUUAUAAAAAAGGAAUGCAGGAAUCAUGGUUUCAGCAUCAACAGAUAAAUAUAUUGGAAUAGGUUGAGUGGCUAAUUAACCCUGAGAUUAAAAUAAACUCACCUUCCUUUGGUACUAUA